Fusarium pseudograminearum CS3096 is the source of this 744-nucleotide messenger RNA. RefSeq lists its product as uncharacterized. NCBI's taxonomy places the organism in Eukaryota, Fungi, Ascomycota, Sordariomycetes, Hypocreales, Nectriaceae. The record is from RefSeq and is a predicted model, not a curated record. The transcript is spliced from 3 exons. The coding region runs from base 1 to 744 and encodes 247 amino acids.
AUGCAUAUCUCUCUUUCUCUUCUUUGCACCGCUGCCUUGGCUGCUGCCCACGGCUACGUCGAGACUGCCACCAUUGGGGGCCAGACGUACCAGUUCUACAACCCCUACCAAGACCCAUACAUGAACCCUCUUCCCAAGCGUAUCUCUCGCGCUAUUCCCGGUAACGGCCCUGUAGAGGAUGUUACUUCCAUUGAUAUGCAGUGCAAUGGAUACACUGCCGGUGGUAUCAAGGGCAGCCAGCCCGCUGCUCUCCACGCCGAGGCCGCAGCCGGAUCAACUGUCAACUUGAAGUGGACUCUCUGGCCUGACUCCCACGUUGGCCCUGUCUUGACUUAUAUGGCUCGCUGUCCCGACUCUGGCUGUGAUGCUUGGAUGCCUGGUACUGAGAAGGUGUGGUUCAAGAUCCAGGAGGCUGGACGUGAUGGAACCAGCAACAACUGGGCUUCUUCCGUUAUCAUGAAGGCUGGCAACAGUGGCGUCAACUACACCAUUCCCCGGUGCAUCAAGCCCGGCUACUACCUUGUCCGUCACGAAACCAUUGCUCUUCACUCUGCGUUUGGCUACCCAGGAGCACAGUUUUACCCUGGAUGCCAUCAGCUCAAGGUGACGGGAAGUGGCAGCACCACACCCUCAAACCUCGUCGCGUUCCCGGGCGCUUAUGCAAGCAGUGAUCCUGGUGUCACCUACAAUGCUUACCAGGCUGCCACUUACAAGAUCCCUGGACCUGCUGUGUUCAAGUGCUAA